Messenger RNA from Ornithodoros turicata, 2099 nucleotides. RefSeq names its product nuclear distribution protein nudE homolog 1-like. Gene Ontology annotation, biological process: chromosome segregation; microtubule nucleation; centrosome localization. Lineage: Eukaryota; Metazoa; Arthropoda; Arachnida; Ixodida; Argasidae. Gene Ontology annotation, cellular component: kinetochore; kinesin complex; centrosome. Bases 345 to 1316 code for a protein of 323 amino acids. The transcript is spliced from 10 exons. The record is from RefSeq and is a predicted model, not a curated record. Gene Ontology annotation, molecular function: microtubule binding.
CCCCUACAAAUACCAUUUCUGUUGCUGUGUGGACGGUCGUUGCAGUCGUUGUCGCUGUCUGUGGCGUUUCACGAACGAAUAGUUCACUCAUACAAACGUCACUGGAAUUGUCUAUAUUAUUUACAAGCAUCGUCUUCGGGAUCCAAGGGGUCUAAAAUCACCGCAGGAAGCAGAGUUAGUCCGCAAAUAGUGCGUGUGCCUCUGAGUACAGCUGGGAGGUGGGAACGUUUGGAAACUCGCCGUCACCUUUCUGCUUCGAUCCGUUGCUCCAGUACAAUGUCGCACAACACAUUAUGGUGGUGAGCAUCCAAGAAACUGAGUGAUCGCCACAGACAGGGGACAUCAUGGACGGUGACCAGACACCUGCCUUCAGUGGGGCAGAGGAGGAGGCCUCUUUCUACAAGGACUUAGCCGAAAAAUAUAGACUAAAGCUGGAAGAAACUCAGGUCGAACUGGAGGAGUUCCAGGCCAGUAGCCGCGACCUUGAAGCAGAGUUGGAAGCACAGCUGGAACAGUACGAGAAGAGCAAUGCUGAAUUGCGUUCGGUGGCAGCAAAGCUUCAGCAAGAGAAUGAGUCGUUGCAGGAACGGAUCUCACGGGUACAGCUCGAAAGCCAGCGGCAAGUUUCUGACCUGCAGGCACAGUUGGCAGACGUCACUGCCUCCAGAGAAAAAAUGUGCAACUACAUCCGUGAGUUGGAGCAGUCUAAUGACGACCUUGAGAGGGCCAAAAGGGCAACAGUAGCAUCCCUUGAAGAGUUUGAAUCCAAGCUGAACUCUGCGAUCGAAAGAAAUGCAUUUCUCGAAAGCGAAUUGGACGAAAAGGAGGAGAUGGGCUUCAUGGUGCAAAGGCUAAAAGACGAAGCACGAGACCUUCGACAGGAACUACAAAUCCAACAGCAGCAUCCACCUACGCAGCCCUUUAUGGAAAAGAGUAGCAACCUGGCUCGCAAGCUGGCUAAAGUGGCUCCCACAGAGCAGACGCCCAAUGCUGUGGAUUCCAAUCGGCUCGCUGUUGAGAAUGGCAUGCCUCACAAAGUGCUGUCAACAUCGAGCAAUAGUGGUGCAACCCACUGUCAGACGCCACUGACGCCUUCUGCUAGGAUAUCUGCUCUUAAUAUUGUUGGAGACCUGCUCAGGAAGGUUGGGACAUUGGAAUCGAAGCUGGCAUCUUGCCGAAACUUUGUUAAGAGCCCUCAGAAGGAAGAUGGAGGAAGCAUUCCAGGCACUGGAGUGGUCAUUUCGCCUCAUGGGCGUCCCCAUGUCAAGCAACGAGCACUUUCUAGCCCGCAAGAGUUUGUGCCUGUUGCAUUUUGAAGGCUGUUGUAUUGUUCGUAUUUUAUUUUAUGUACCAUGCUGUUAGACAACAAAAAAAGAAAAAAACAUUCUGACAUGCUUCGAAGAGGGGAGUGGAAUGGCUCGGUUGGAUUUGGGCUUGAAUUUACGCUGUACUACAGAACGUACGUAACGUGAAGUGAAGCCAGCACACGCGAUUAUGCGUAUGCUCACAUGCAGGUACCGUUGACGUCGACGAAGUUGCUGCUUCGGCAUUCGUAUCACCCAUCAUUCUGUUGUGCAUUGUUUUAGCUGUGCAGUAUUUAACGGGAGAGGUUUUUUUAAGAAUGUCAGUGUGAGCAUUGGCGUAGCGAAUGCUGGACAAGUUUUUUUCAAUUUUAAGUUCGGGAGACAAACUUGCUUUUUGGUGCACGACUCGCAAAAUGUGGAGACUAGCAAUAGUUAAUCGCGCAUGAGCAUGGCAGUGUUUGUAUUUUAUCUUCUGUAACAUAAUAUUUAUGCGCCUUUUUCCAUUUCUUGGUGCUUUUGUGCGGCAUAUUUAUUUGUUCCAUUUUACCAAGUUCUCUGUGCGCAGUCAUUUUGUUUUGUUGAUGCUGUAUAGAAAAGGGAAUGGGGAGAUACAAAAAGUACUUUGACAUUAGAGCAUGGCAUAGACUUUGGCAUGCUGCAUGUGGGAGCAUUAUAACCAAGCUGUAGACAACUUCAGAGCCUAAUGUCUUUGCCCAGCAAAAAGGGGCUGUAUUUGUCAGAUUCUUAGCACCACACUAUGUUGUACACAAUCAAUAAACCAUUUUGUAUACAAAG